ACAGAAAUCAAUAACUAUGGGACAGACAGACGGCUAGGAAAACUUCAUGUCUAAAUUCCCCACUCCAGCACUGUUACUGCCAUAAUUAUACAUGGCACGCUCGCUGCGCAGGUUGGGGUAUAUUAACUUUGCCGUUUCAUCGUUAUCGUGGCGAUAAAAGACGUUGCCGGGGUUCUCAUAAACCAGCCAAACAUCGUCGUCGCCGUCACCGUCGCCACAGGAUACCCUCGUGCCCCUCCGUCCGGCAAUACGGAAACGAAAAAUCCAAUAAAAUAAAUGUAUGUGAGAAUUGUUCGUGGUUGGUCGCGUGCAGGACUCAGCUCGCAGGCGGCAGCUGUCCAGACUUAGUUAACAUUUAGCAUUCGAGCGCCGAAGUUGCCAGCGGGUCAGGUCCUUUCAAAUGUCCACACGACAAGCACUCAAUCCGCGCGCCAAUGUAUUCAUACUGGUCAAUCUGGGCUGUGAGGCGUUGUACGUAAUUGACCAGCGCCUGAAGGCGCAGCAAAUUGCGACCGAAAAAUCCGUUCAAGUUAUGCACGAUGUGACGUCGGUGCUGUUGGAGCCCAAGUUCAUUGAAUCCCUUAUCAAUGGAUCCAUGCACGGCAACGCCCAGCUGCUGACCGCGGAUCACUGCAAGUUCAUGUUGAAGGACAUAACCACCUGUUCGCUGAUGCGCCUCGACGAAACGUCCAUGGAGAAGCUGUGGAAUCUGAUGACCAUGAUGUAUAAGUGGCAGCUGUUCGUCUCGCGCCACCAGCACCAUUUGCUAGACAUAACGUUCCGCCACUUGGAUGCCAUAAACAGGAUGUAUCCGGACGCGAAGCAACAUAUGCUCAUUGAUUUCAGCAAGAAUAUGUUGCUGGAUUUUUGGAAUGCCUGCGGCGAGCAGCAACAGUUGUCCAUUUAUCGCACCAACAGGGCCUGGCUGCAGUGCUUCAAUACAAAGAUAUCGCUGCUGAUUCGGCUUGGCUUUCAGGACAUGGAUGGCAGUUUUUUGGCCGAAGUAGAUCAGUGCCAUUAUCAGGAAUAUGCCCAAUGCAUUGGGGACAAUAUCUACAUUAAAAGCAGCGAAUUGGCGCAGCAGCAGCAGCGGGAGCCCAAUCGCAUAGAUCAACUGGCAGCGCAGCUCAACAUUAAUCCGUCGUCGCCCCCAACCGGCGAGGAUUUGCAGCCCAUGGAUGCUCGCCAAGUCCAGAGGCAGUUCGAGCAAACAUUCUCUAGCAUUUUGUUUACAGACACGGAUAACAAUGCGGCGGCAGCAACGUCACAGGCGCAGCGUAAUCCCAAUGCCUCCGGCUGUGAAUUUGUCCAGCUGGUGACUGGCAACAGUAGAGCAGACGAUGAGGUGGUCAACACAGCGAGUCGCAACGGGGGCGUGCUCAAACAGCAAUUGCUUGAUUUGUACAGCAAAAUGCCCUGAAUAAGCUGUGAAAAAAGAAGAAUACUAUGGCAUACUGAAAGAGCGCCAUCUAUCGUAAAAUGAGAUCAAGCAUUUUCGAAGACAUUGGUGAUUCAACAACAUUACAAAAAUUUUGAGCUUGCGACCUAGUUGUCUAAAUUUUCUUUGUAUUUGCGGCCGAGCCGCUGGCAAAGCGGGAAAACGACCUAAAAAUUCUGUCUAUCAUUUCGUGUGCG
Molecule: messenger RNA, 1635 nt
Organism: Drosophila montana
Lineage: Eukaryota; Metazoa; Arthropoda; Insecta; Diptera; Drosophilidae
Gene: OSCP1
Product: Organic solute carrier partner 1
Exons: 4
Coding region: 401-1420 (339 amino acids)
Biological process (GO): transport
Cellular component (GO): plasma membrane; cytoplasm
Source: RefSeq, a predicted model, not a curated record